Messenger RNA from Ficedula albicollis (Collared flycatcher), 4096 nucleotides. It is a transcript of the gene ARHGAP28, whose product is annotated as Rho GTPase activating protein 28. The record is from RefSeq and is a predicted model, not a curated record. Gene Ontology annotation, cellular component: cytoplasm. NCBI's taxonomy places the organism in Eukaryota, Metazoa, Chordata, Aves, Passeriformes, Muscicapidae. Gene Ontology annotation, biological process: regulation of actin filament polymerization; signal transduction; negative regulation of stress fiber assembly. The transcript is spliced from 15 exons. Gene Ontology annotation, molecular function: GTPase activator activity. The coding region runs from base 297 to 2318 and encodes 673 amino acids.
UUCGGGGAAGAAGUGUUCGGGGAGGAAGUGUUCCGUGCAGGAUUGCAGGAUUAUCUCAGGUUUCUCGUUUCCUAGGAACGUAGUAACUUGCCCGCGGGUUGUUUUGUGGGCGGUGUUUUUGAAUAUAUGCUAAUUCAGCCGGGCUGACAGCGAGAGGAGCCGUGUGUCGGUGCCACAGCCCUCCUGCCAGCCGGCGGUGCCGGGCGGCGGGCCGGGCCAUGGGCUGGCGCUGCUGACACGGCCACUCGCCCUCCCGCCGGGUCGCCCCUGUCGCCAGCCGGCAUGUGCCUGUGACCAUGGAGAUGAAGGACUCGGGCAGCGUGGUGCUGACAGCCUACCAUCCCCACAGCCCGGCCAGGAUCCCGGGCGUGGAGCAGGGCUUCGUGCAGGAUAUCCCGCACAGCCAUUCGCCCGCCAGCAGAAAGUCUCUCUCUCGCUGUCGAAGAGUUAACAGGAUGCUUUCCAACGAGUCCGUCCCUCCUGCCUUCAGUCGCUCCAAUUCGCAGGCCUCCGUGGACAGCACCUCCAUGGAGGACUUCUGGUGUGAAGUAGAGAGCAUCAAGGAGAGCAGAGAAGAUGGAUCUGAAGAAGCAAUGCUCUCGGAGUUCAAACCUGCUGAUGAAGGGGAGCUGGAGGCAGAAUGGCUGCAGGAUGUGGGUUUAUCCACGUUGAUCUCAGGAGCUGAGGAGGAGGAUGGCCAAGCCCUGCUGUCCACUCUGACCAGAACCCAAGCUGCUGCUGUACAGAAGAGGUACAACACCUACACUCAGACCCUGAGGAAGAAGAACAAGCACACAGUCCGGGAUGUGCGAGACAUCUUUGGCACCAGUGACUCUUCUCCCACAUUUGAGACAGUUCCAGUGUCACCAGUAUCUCCUAAUGGUAUCCAGCUUCCUGGGCAGAAGCCAGUUUGGAAAUCAGUUAGCUCUAAGAGCUGUCUAGACUGUGGAAUAGAUAAAGGCAGCCCAUCCAUAACAGAAGAGCUCUCCUAUGAUGUCUCUUUCUCAGAAUCCAUUACAGUCCUUCCAAAAACCCAAGAGUGGCCAAAAAAUCAGAGGUUCAAAAAGGAAGACUCGGCUUUGCCAAAAUUCGUGGUUCGGAGAAGCCGUUUGGGGCUGACGGAGGUUGGGGACCUCUCUCCCGAGGACAUGAAGAAGAUCCGCUACCUGUCGCUGCUGGAGCUGACGGCCUUCUACGACGCGCUGGGCGUGGAGCUGAAGAGGAACCGCGCGGAGAGGGUGCGGGGACGAGAGAAUGGUCUUUUCGGAGUCCCUCUCGCCGUGCUGCUGGAGAAUGAUCAAAAGAAGGUUCCGGGAGUAAAAGUGCCCCUUAUCUUCCAAAAACUGCUGCUCAAGCUUGAGGAAACAGGUUUGGAAACUGAAGGAAUUCUACGGGUUCCUGGAUCUGCCUCCAGAGUCAAGAAUCUCCAUCAAGAACUUGAAGCAAAAUUUUAUGAAGACACUUUUGACUGGGACCAAGUACGAAAUAACGAUGCAGCGGGACUGCUGAAAAUGUUUAUUAGAGAACUCCCAAGCCCACUCUUCACAGUAGAAUAUUUGCCUGCAUUCAUCACACUAGUAGAAAAAAUCUCCAAGAUCAAGUUACAGCUACAAGCUUUGCAUCUGUUGAUCAUGCUGAUGCCUGAGGCCAACAGAGACACAGCCAAGGCCUUUCUUCAGUUCCUGAAGAAGGUGGUUGCUAAUGAAGGGAAAAACAAGAUGAAUUUGUGGAACGUGUCUAUGAUUGUUGCACCAAACCUCUUCAUCUACAAAGGGAAGCGUGCAAACCAGCAAGAAAUGCAAGCAGCCGCCACCACGGCGCACAUCGUGCGGCUUUUGAUCCGGUACCAGGACAUCCUGUGGACUGUCCCAUCCUUCCUGAUUUCCCAAGUGAGAAAAAUGAAUGAGGCAGCAAUGAACAGCAAGAGACAGCUGAUGUUUGACAAAGGAGUGAGAAAACUUCUGAGGAGAAAGACCAUGGAACGGGAGAGACCUGAACGACCAGAGGGAGCUGUCACUUUUCCUCCAUACUUGCAGUCUGACAUACCCGAGGGGGUGAUAAGAGUUUAUGCUCCACUGCAUUCAAAAGUCUCUAUGGCAAUUCAACUCAACGGCCAAACAAAAGCCAAAGAUAUCCUGGCUCGAUUCCACUGUGAAAACAGCCAUGGAUCAUCACAGAACGUGAGAGGCCAGAUCCAAAGUUUACAUGAAAUUGGAGGAAAUAUAGGUCAGCACUGUUUGGAUCCAGAGGCUUUCAUGCUAGAUGUCUACCGUGCAAACCCUCAUGCAGAAUGGGUGAUAAAACCAAAAGCCACCUGAAGCAGAAGGCAGCAGUAUACUGGACAAAGGCCAAAUGGGCAAGAGUGAUGCCUGUCAUUUUAAGCAGCUCUUGCAGAGACAAAAUGGUAGCUACAGGACAUCGUUCCUUCCUACUGUACUGUCCAACUGAUGGUCAGCACAUAGUACUUUCAGUAUUCCAGCUUCCAAACCAUCGGAAAAAUAUCACAUUAGUUAUGCUUUCAUAUGGAUUACACUUGUGCCAGUUGGCCCAGGAGGUGAGGAGGGCAGACCAAGGUACGGUGUUCGUUUCCUGACCUGGUGUUAGAAGAAUUUUUGGAAAUAAUGCAGUGGCAUCAGAUGAAUGAAACACUACUGACCACAGCAGAACACAGAAGCAUGACAGAGACAUGGGAGAAGGGAAGGUGCCUGUCAGGCAUGGAAGGUGGGAGCACAACAUGCAGCAGUGCCAAGACAGCCGUGUGAAAACCAAACCGUUCUCCUGAAAGUAAACCCCUACAGUGUGUGUUACUGCAAUACUUGUGUCUCUCAGUCACUCCUCAUGAGUACCCGACACUGGGGGAGGGAGGCAGGAGGAGGAACUAUUGACAGCCGUACUUCUCAGUGUACAUACCACUGGAUAUCUCACUACCAGUCUUCCAAAAUCAUGUUUGGAUCCCUCAGCUGUGUGCAAUUGUAGUGCCACAAACCACACUCCCCUCCCUUCCCCUGUCACACAAGUUUCAGGACACAAAGGCUAGGUGAGAAGGGGCAUAUGCCCCUAGCUCUGCCUUUUACUUGAUACUUUUAGAAUUAAAUCUGUGUAAUGCCAGACUAUCAGAUGUGUUAAUGGUGCCACUUACAGUCAACACCGUUUUUUGUUAACCAUUAUAGUUUCUAAUUUGUAACCUAAUUCUUUUUAUUUUGUUUAUUUUAGCUUUAAUAUGUAAGCAAUUUUUAUACUCUUCAGCUGCAUCAACAAGAGAGAUCUUUGUUCAGGUCUUGUAUAAUACAGCAUGGAGAAGAAACAGGGCUUCCAAUGAGAAAAGGGAUUUAAUAAUUUACAUAUUAGGUCUUUUAAACCAUAGCCCAUCUAGGUCCAGUUGUGCUGGAGGUUUUACAAAUACAUAGCAAAUUGCAGCUGGCAUGCAGUCUAAGCAAACACACAGGCUGAGAAUAGUGGGCUGCAACUGCAUUGGGAAUGUCAGAUAGGAUGUCUAGUUUGGAGCUAGUCACAAGAGCAAGUGAUGCCCUUCACUCAGUCACCUCACUUUGGGCUAUGCUGAACUAAGAGAGGUUUGUUGAGUAGGGAAAUCACAAAUCUCUGGAAGAGAGUAAGUAUUUUUUCAUCUCUGUCAUAUGAAAUAAGUGGAAACCAAUGCCUUCAGCUGCACUGCAAUGUCUCCAUCAUUAGAUGAUGAUGAUGCACAGUGAAAACACCCCCAGCCUGAGCAAUGAUUUUUGUUCCUGAUCUGGACACAGUGAAGCAGAACAGGCAGAAGCUCUGUUUAUUACAUGGCAAUUUAAAAGCACACUGAACCAAGUCCUCCAGGUGAACAUGAAAUCUGCUGUCCUGCAGAGAAAGCCUGUAACUUGUGAUGCUCUGCUGAAGCUGUGCAAUGAGGAUCUAAACCAGAACCAGAGGCUCUAAAAUGUGUCAAAUUAAUCGUGUUCUCUGGCAGUUAACUUUCAUUGUUAGUGGUCAGUGAAAGAAAUCAGCAUUGAAUCAGUAACUUCACCAGCAACAAUAAUGCCUAAGAGGGCAGAUCCUGUCUUCUUAUCUUUUUGAUAAAAAUGAUAAAAAAUUACAACCAUUUUCU